GAAGCACUACAGGAGUAGUUUUUAAUACAGUAACUUGUCACAUUGAAUGGGCCGUAAGAAAAAUGGUUUGGGUGGCUACGGGCUGACAGGUUGGGAGGACGAAGCCAGGAUUUAAUAGCUGCCGCCUAUUAUUUUUUAAGUUGAGUUUAAGAGUUUGCAUUAUAAUAUCUUUGAAGGAAGUGAUCGAGCUCCCAAAUUACACAUAUGAAGGAUGGCCGGGGAGCGUGAGACGGGCUUCAUCAACAGUCAGCCUAGCAUAGCAGAAUUUAUGACAGGCGUACCCCAUAUCAAUGAGGGCUUUGUCGACUCAUCAAUCACGGAAAAUUCGAGUAUGGGGCGCACUGGGUACUGCCGAGCUAUGUACAAUGGCGGGGACAGGUUAAACUGUGUGCAGGACUUGGGUUCACUCGUGCCGGACGCUGUUAAAGACACGGCGGGUCCAGCCGUCAAAUUACCCGAAUUUCCCUGGAUGAAAGAUAAAAAGCAAGUGAGGAAGAGCCAGGAUCGUAUUCGAGCACAGACAGGAAGCGAAAUAGAUUUCCAUCUUUCCGCUGAGAACAGUCCUGGAGAUUUACCCUCGCCGCCUGGAGGCACCAGUUCGUCGAGUGCCGCAACACGGCGACUCAGAACUGCAUAUACAAAUACGCAACUUCUGGAACUUGAAAAAGAAUUUCAUUUCAACAAAUAUCUGUGUCGUCCCAGGCGAAUAGAAAUAGCUGCAUCGCUGGAUCUUACAGAGCGCCAGGUAAAAGUAUGGUUUCAAAACAGAAGGAUGAAAUACAAGAGACAAUCGCAGGUACAGAAACAGGGGAGGGAUUCGGACGAGUUGAAAGUGUCGAGCAGCUCUUUCAUGGACCAGGAGUGUUCCAGCCCGUCUUCCCAACAGAUUGGCACAGGUACCGAGGUAAACUCCGCUAGCAAUACAAUCUCUGAUAACUGCAUGUCAGACGUAGAUGAUGGGAACACAGCGUUUAGUGAUUUAACUCAUGGGGUGGCGGAGACCGACUCAAAAGAAAACAUGGAUGGCAAAGAAAGUAGAAACCUGGAGUCAACCGCCAACAGCGAUCACAAGAACACGGCGUCAGUGAGCAUAUCUGAUGAGGGGUUGACUCCACUGGUAAACGAUACCCCAAUAGAUACAAACAACUUCAAGUCAAAGAUAGCAGUAGAGCCAACAACGGCCUCUGGCACCUUACCACAGUCGGCAGAGAUUGUGACAGAUUUCGGGGAAAAGAACGAUCGCAUUUCAGAAGAGAUUGACAGUUCGUCGAGGCUAACAGAAACCAACUCUGGCAUAAUCGCUUCACCAGAUGCAUGCAACAAUUCGAGCCAAAAAAUGCGCUUCGGCUCGGACGUGCUUCUGUUUUCCAAGACCACCCCUUCACCGCACCAGCCGCUGUCAUCCACAUCGUCAGUGUUAGACAACGAUAGUGGCAACAACGCCACUUACUCCCCCGAUAGUGGAGCCAGUCUGACAAGCCCAGCCUCGUCACAGAACUGUUCCACAGGAUCUGCUGGUAACGGAGGAACAUGUACCACUGGAGGUACACUAGAAAUAUCUCCAGAGUCAAACAGCAGUCAGUCUAAGACCGUCAGUGCGACGUUUGAUGACCCAUCGACUCCACCAUUUGACACUUCUGAAAACAGAAAUAAAACAAACUCUCAGCCGUCGAAACCGUGUGUAAGCGUGUCAGAGUCGCCGGAAGCGUACCACGACUCUCCGCGUUCUGCAUCAGAAAACAUUGAACUGAGUCCACCCCUGUUUUCUAGUCUUGGCGUCAACACGCCGUCAUCUGGGUUCGUUAGCAGUCAUCACAAGUCGAACAGAACGCCCACAAAUAGACCAGAGUCUAUCGGACAAGACUCUGGUUAUGAUUUCAAUGAAAUUGUCCUGGAUGGUAAACCUCAAGCCCUUGUUUCAGCAAACAACGGAAACAUUAACAGUAUGUUUUCCCCCGAAAAAGACAUCAGUCAGUUCGCUAGGGUGCCAUAUUAUGUCACCAACAGAGGAACUUAUUCCGUGACAACAGGCGAGGACGGUCAAGGUGAUUUUGUCGCCUCUUGGACCGGUAAGAGACAUUUGCAUAAUGGCGACUCAACGCAUGAGUCAGUUUCUAAUAAGCACAGAUUACAGUCACACAACGUGAAGUUUUCUCCAAAUGUGACUAUUAAAUCAAGCUCUGGGACUCCGAAUCAGUCUAUGCGAACUUUUUUCCAGAACCAUGGCAUGAACUACUCGGUACAUAGUACUAGAUUUGCUGGCGAUAUGCAAUACCCGCCUCAGUGCUAUCCUAAUUUCAUGGAGAAUAUGCAAAUUGAUCAAGGGACCCACGGCACCGGAUGGCCAAGCAGUGUUCAUGGGAUGACCAGCCAGGGACCCGCCGAAUAUGACUCACUAUUAUCGAGCACAGAACUUAAUUUUUGCAGUGAUACUGUUAACAGAGUUGUGCACGAAAACAGUUCUGCUAGUUAUUGCAAUAAUAACGGUACCUAUAACCCUACCAACAAUCAAUUUCGUCAGUACUCAGGGGUUCGUACACAGUAUCACAGCCUGACAUGUGCUCCACCCAAGGAUGCUGCGUCCCCUCCCUACCACCCAGCACACAUACCAGCAGGGUCGUCUGACAUGACUAACCCACCAUUCCAUGGCUAUCAUCAGAAUAUGGCCAAUUCGGUCAACCAUUUCCCCAACAGCACAGGGUUUGGGGCGCCAUUCCAACCAAUGAUUGGCCAGGACUAUACCAGCUACGGUAACCCCGAUCUGUACUCUGUCCAGGGCUACUUCAACUGAUCACACCACACAAAUUUCACAGCACUGAACCGUAUUACUCGCUUAAUUUAUAUCCAGAUUUUCAUCCAUAAAUGGUCUUAAUACGUUUUCUUUGGUGAGCACGCGGGUUUCGCUUCUUAAACGUGUGACAGAAUUUUAGUUGGAAAUGACAAUAAUGUGUCUAUUUUAACAAAGAAUCGAUGAAAAUUAUGUCCUGUGAACAUAAUACUUGCAUCAGAUCCAACUCUAGUUCAGGUUUUUGUACCCUAUGAACUACUCGAGUACCACUUAGGAAAGCUCACUAAUGUUAAUCUAUACCUGUUAUGUUUGAAUCCUUCAUACAAUGUUUCGCGGAACAAUUUUGAUUCAAACAGUGUUGUAAACUGCACGGUCUGUGAGCUUUUACAUCACGGGAAAUUUCUUCUGUCUCCAUGGUAACUCAGCUGAGAAAGCUUCAAUGUCUGAUAAUAUUUUUGAGAUUUUUUCUUAUUUUGCUUUUGUUUUCUAGUCAAAUAACUGAAUAACAUAUGUAAUAAGUUGAAUAUUUCGGAUUUGGUGCCAGUUUAUCAUGGGUAAGAGAAGGGGUAAAAUCGCCAUUUUGUGAUAAUCAAAUCUUUAUUGAAAUGCUUAUGUUUUUUAAACUUUGUUUCUUCCUUGAACUAAACAAAAAUUGUCGCAAACAAGCAUAAUUCACACGUUAUGAAAAGUUUUAGAAAAUUACAUCACAACGAUAUUGCAACAGCUGGAAUUAUAUGUGGAUCAAGGCCAAGUCUGUAACAUAAACUCUCCCGCAGUAGCGUUUACAUGUCUGUUCUACAUUUUUUUUACAAUGUCCGUUUUUCACACUGGCAAGCGGAGAGAUAUUUGUGUUUGACGUGAGCUGUUGGAACAUGCCUUAUUGUAGCAUACGUGGCUUUUUCAGAAGAGAAAUAUGGUCUGGAGGCACUCUUUAUGAACAUGUGAUAUUGAGGAUAUUUUCUUAGUGCUUUGGUAUUUUUUAACUGAGUAAUUUAUUUUACCUUUUACAUUGUCGACGGUGUGCAUCUCCACUCUUACUUGUCUCCCUACAAACAACAUUCUAUCCAUAAUCUGGAUCAUUCCUUUCCUGUGCAACAUAAAUCACAUCAUUUUUAUUUUUUGGCAAUGUCAACACAGUGGAAAAUGUCGUAUUUUGAGGGAACUGACAAAACGUCUUUUUUCCUAAUUAUUUGCUUUUUGUGUUCUUAAAUCGAUAAACGGGUAAUGUGGCAAAUGUAGUAUGCACCGGAUCAACCAUUUUGCAUUAAUUUGCCUUUGGUACUCACUGUUUCGGCUAGAGUAGUUGUCUUAUUUGCACACCCCACAUGAUAAUGCGUUUGUCUCCCGUAUAAAUUCCACGUUUAUCUCCCCUGACGUACAGAGACAACAUAGUGUUUCACCCAGAGUUAAGCGAUUCAGCUAUUGUAUAUUUUGCAGUGUUUACUAUGACUGAUGUUUAUAUUAUAUUAAGUCUGAUAUAUCUAUUUGUACCUCGGUUGCCAUACUAAAAUAAUAUUGUUAUGGAAAUCCAUU
Messenger RNA from Liolophura sinensis, 4321 nucleotides. RefSeq names its product homeotic protein proboscipedia-like. The record is from RefSeq and is a predicted model, not a curated record. The coding region runs from base 212 to 2791 and encodes 859 amino acids. Lineage: Eukaryota; Metazoa; Mollusca; Polyplacophora; Chitonida; Chitonidae. Gene Ontology annotation, biological process: regulation of transcription by RNA polymerase II. Gene Ontology annotation, molecular function: DNA-binding transcription factor activity, RNA polymerase II-specific; RNA polymerase II cis-regulatory region sequence-specific DNA binding. The transcript has 2 exons. Gene Ontology annotation, cellular component: nucleus.